Notodromas monacha is the source of this 373-nucleotide messenger RNA. Lineage: Eukaryota; Metazoa; Arthropoda; Ostracoda; Podocopida; Cyprididae. The record is from the annotation of a GenBank genome assembly.
UGAUUUCGCGCCGACUGUGAUGACUUGUGCGGAGUUCGACGAUCUUGUUGGACCUGAAUCCGGUUCAGAUUCCGACUCGGACUACCUCGAUGACAAUCAAGAUGCUGAUUCUUCAUCUGGAGAUGAAAGCUCAUCGAGUUCCUCAUCAGACGGAUUCAAACCGAGGACACGACUCAAGGAUUAUUGGGUCUGUGAAGCCGACUGCUCCAGUGGUGAAGACUCUGAUACCACUGCAAAAGCCUUGCUGAAAUUCCGACUCGCUCGUCAAAUGAAGCAAUCGAAAUGCGGAAGAAAUGUCAAAACGGAAAAUACGGUUUCUGGAAAUUCGCCGACGCGGCGUACUACACCUCUCGAAAAGUUCUUCUCAAACGGU